This is a messenger RNA of Vigna unguiculata (cowpea), 733 nucleotides long. Its product is annotated as NADPH:quinone oxidoreductase-like. The record is from RefSeq and is a predicted model, not a curated record. NCBI's taxonomy places the organism in Eukaryota, Viridiplantae, Streptophyta, Magnoliopsida, Fabales, Fabaceae. Gene Ontology annotation, cellular component: cytosol. Gene Ontology annotation, molecular function: FMN binding; oxidoreductase activity.
UCAAAACAACACAACAUGGCUUCGCUGAUUAAGGUGGUGGCGCUCUCUGGCUCUCUCAGGAAAGGCUCUUACAACACCGCUCUCAUUCGUUCUGGUAUUGAGCUAAGCAAAGGAGAGGUUGAAGGCAUCGAGAUUGAGUACAUUGAUAUUUCAGAUUUACCUUUUCUGAACACUGAUCUUGAGAAAGAUGGAAGUUAUCCCUCAGAAGUUGAAGCUUUUCGCCAGAAGAUUGUUGCAGCUGAUAGCGUUCUCUUUGCUUCCCCUGAAUACAAUUAUUCUGUCACAGGUCCUUUAAAGAAUGCAAUUGACUGGGCAUCAAGACCACCAAAUGUUUGGGCUGGUAAAGCUGGUGCAAUAGUAAGUGCUGGAGGAGGGCAUGGUGGAGCAAAAUCACACUACCAUCUGCGCCAAAUUGGAGUGUUUUUGGAUCUUCAUUUCAUCAACAAACCUGAAUUCUUCCUCAAUGUAUUCCAGCCACCACCAAAGUUUAACAGUGAUGGUGACUUGAUUGAUGAAGAUGCUAAGAACAGGUUGAAGGAAAUCCUUCUCUCCUUGAAGGCAUUCACCCUUAGACUUCAAGGAAAAAAUUGAACCAACUCUACUCCUAAAAAAUUGUUGCAAUAAGUCAUGGAACUUAAUUCAAAUGUAUUUCCUUUCUUUCGAUCCUUUGGUUAAAAUAAUCAUAUGAUGUUAAUCUUAUUAUUCCAUUUCUAUCAAACUCUAUUAUUCAGUA